Messenger RNA from Budorcas taxicolor (takin), 1638 nucleotides. RefSeq names its product abhydrolase domain containing 17C, depalmitoylase (gene ABHD17C). The transcript is spliced from 3 exons. Lineage: Eukaryota; Metazoa; Chordata; Mammalia; Artiodactyla; Bovidae. The record is from RefSeq and is a predicted model, not a curated record. Gene Ontology annotation, cellular component: plasma membrane; endosome membrane. The coding region runs from base 1 to 990 and encodes 329 amino acids. Gene Ontology annotation, biological process: protein depalmitoylation. Gene Ontology annotation, molecular function: palmitoyl-(protein) hydrolase activity.
AUGCCCGAGCCAGGCCCCAGGAUGAACGGCUUCUCGCUGGGCGAGCUGUGCUGGCUCUUCUGCUGCCCGCCCUGCCCGAGCCGCAUCGCCGCCAAGCUGGCCUUCCUGCCGCCCGAGCCCACCUACACGGUGCUGGCGCCGGAGCAGCGCGGCCCCGGCGCGCCCGCUCCGGCCUCGGCCGCUUCCACCUCCUCCGCCUCCGCCGCGGCCCAGCCGGCGCCGCAGCAGCCCGAGGAGGGGGGCGCGGGGCCCGGCGCGUGCAGCCUGCACCUGAGCGAGCGCGCCGACUGGCAGUACUCGCAGCGCGAGCUGGACGCCGUCGAGGUCUUCUUCUCGCGCACCGCCCGGGACAACCGGCUAGGCUGCAUGUUCGUGCGCUGCGCGCCCUCCAGCCGCUACACGCUGCUCUUCUCGCACGGCAACGCGGUGGACCUGGGCCAGAUGUGCAGCUUCUACAUCGGCCUGGGCUCGCGCAUCAACUGCAACAUCUUCUCCUACGACUACUCCGGCUACGGCGUCAGCUCCGGCAAGCCCUCCGAGAAGAACCUCUACGCCGACAUCGACGCCGCGUGGCAGGCGCUGCGCACCCGGUAUGGCGUAAGUCCCGAGAAUAUCAUCCUGUACGGUCAGAGCAUUGGGACGGUCCCCACGGUAGACCUGGCCUCCAGGUAUGAGUGUGCUGCGGUGAUUCUCCAUUCGCCUCUGAUGUCUGGAUUGCGUGUGGCUUUUCCCGACACCAGGAAAACGUACUGCUUUGACGCCUUCCCCAGCAUUGACAAGAUCUCCAAAGUCACCUCUCCCGUGUUGGUCAUUCACGGCACAGAGGACGAGGUCAUCGACUUCUCCCACGGCCUGGCCAUGUACGAGCGCUGUCCCCGAGCCGUGGAGCCGCUCUGGGUCGAAGGGGCCGGGCAUAAUGACAUAGAGCUUUAUGCACAAUACCUAGAGAGACUAAAACAGUUCAUUUCUCACGAACUUCCCAAUUCCUGAAGACGACAACUUGAUCUUACCUCAUUGACUGUGAACACGAGUCCUCCAUUUUACACAUGCUUUCACCGGACAGCGGUCAUGGCGUGAUCACCACAAGGAAGCACGCAGCUUUUCGGGCAUCCUCAUCAUCGAGCCGAGGACUUCUCAGUCUUUCGUAUCCACAGGUUCUACUGACUCACACAUCAUGUUAAACCGAACAGUUGUGACUUCCAGCUUCAUUGCCUUGCAGGGCGGGAAUGAGAGCUGAGUGGGGGAACCACUUUCUUGUGCUGUAGGAAAGGAUGCUCACACCCCUUUCUCCACCUUACCCGUGUAGGAUGCAUUAAUGCAGGACUCAGCCUCUCUCUACCCGUGUUCUCAGUAUUUGACCUGCAGCUCUCUUUCAGCCACUGGAUUCAUGGGUGCAGUCCAUUUGUGAAGCUGUGAUAGUUUAACUGGAAACCAUUGUGAUGAAAAUUCUUUUGUUCAUUUUUAUUAACAUGCUGAUCUUUUCCCUCAGACAAAUCAAUUAAAGGGUAAUUUACUGGAACUAUGGUGAAUGGCUUCAUCAACUGGAAUCAUAUAAAUAUAACUGGAAUAUUCUUAAACAAAAUGAAACUUUUUUUUUAAGUGUAAAGUUAUUACUACUAGUCCACAGAGUUUUAAUAU